Aricia agestis (brown argus) is the source of this 1112-nucleotide messenger RNA. It is a transcript of the gene brk, whose product is annotated as BCL-6 corepressor-like protein 1. The transcript has a single exon. The coding region runs from base 97 to 834 and encodes 245 amino acids. Lineage: Eukaryota; Metazoa; Arthropoda; Insecta; Lepidoptera; Lycaenidae. The record is from RefSeq and is a predicted model, not a curated record.
GAGCCGCCAGCCACAUCCGCGCCUCGCCGGUCGACUGGGUGACCGACAGUCAGUUCGGCGCCGACAGCCAUCACGCGUGGACGUUUACAAUUAAACAUGGCCGCCUCCCACACGCAUUCUAUCCCAACAUCAACAGAACGUCGCCUUGAAGGGCGUGCGGGGUCUCGACGCAUAUUUCCACCGCAGUUUAAACUACAAGUCCUCGAUGCCUACAGACGCGAUAGCCAAUGUCGCGGCAAUCAGCGAGCUACUGCCAGAAAGUUCGGGAUACACAGACGCCAAAUUCAGAAAUGGUUACAAGCUGAACCGACUCUCCGCGCGGCGCUCCUGAGACGAGCUCCCCAGCCAGCGCCGUCGCCGCCUCCGUACUCCGUGGGAUCUCCGGAGAGCGCCCGACUGCCGUCUCCACCACCAGUUCAAGCUUCCAUGCCAACGGUCGUUCCAGUUCAACCAGUACAAGUGCCUACACCUCUGCCAGUGCCUACAUCUCUACAAGUGCCUAAACCUUUACCGGCGCCAGUUCCUGUGAUAGUUCCCAGUGUUGAACCUAUAGAUCUGUCGGUCAGACGGCUCUCCCCAGUACCGACAUCGGUCGUCUCGUACGCACCUCCGACGAUGCCAGAACCACCUCGGAAACCUUUCAAACUGUUCAGACCAUUUUCAACCGAUGAAGACGAGGAGAAACCACCGGCGAUCGCUUCUCUACCGGUAAUUCAUGGCGUUCAUGUGUCAGCGUUUAUGCCAGUACAGAGUGCAUCGGGAUGUAGCCUGGCCGCGUGCUCAGCGCCGCGCUGGUGCGCCCCGGCACCUUCCUUCACCGCUCCUCUCAGAUGAGAAAAAGCCUUCGGGGCAAACCCCUUCACCUGUGAUCUAGUCGCUGGCGCUCUCCUGGCGCCGCCCGGGGCGUAGUCCCGCAUCACCGUGCCUUAUUAAACACUUUGCCGUAGUGCAUCAUAAUAUAAUUGCCAUCUGAAGAUGAUGAUUUAUUUUUGUGUAUAAGUAUAAGAUUGUAUUUUUAUAUGUGGGGUUUAUGAAGCUUACCUACAUUUAUGCAGAUUUUAAAUAUAAGCAUUAAUAUUAUUAUAUAUUAUAAUAAAGAAUGUUGACUAUUA